ACGUUUAGACGUCUGGACCUAACCUCAUUUACAAGAAUGGCGUUGUAAUUUGACAAUUGUUUACAAGUAUCCAAAACAAAUUACGAUUAUUUCAAUAAAUCCAUUCCUAAAGUAGCGAAAUCCAAAACGAUGGAUUUGUCGAGCAUAUUGCCGGCCCCCGUGCAACCAGUGUGGGACCGUGACGAUGACCGUAGGGCGAAACUGGCAUCCCAAAAACCAUCAACAGCAUUAGUUAGUGCACAAAGCAUAGCCCCGCCGUACGGGCAGCGACGAGGAUGGGUGCCCCGCAACGUUACAGACUACGGAGACGGGGGCGCGUUCCCUGAAAUCCACGUCGCACAAUACCCCCUCGAGAUGGGUAAAAAGAACAGCAAGGACAGCACUUCAAAUGCCCUAGCUGUGCAACUAGGCCCCGAUGGAAAAGUCAAGUACGACGCCAUAGCCCGACAGGGACAUUCCAAAGACAAAAUCGUGUAUUCCAAGCUCUCAGACUUGUUACCAGUUGAAGUGGUUGAUGAAAAUGACCCAAGUCUCGAAAAGCCCCCACAGGAAGAAGUGGACGACAUAACGGAGCGCACACGUCAAGCCCUAAUGAAAAUAACAAACAGCAAAAUAGCUGCUGCCAUGCCUGUGAGGCACGCCGAGAGACAAGGACCAGCAGAAUUCAUCAGAUACACACCGUCACAGCAAGGUGCUGCCUUCAACUCAGGCGCCAAGCAAAGGGUGAUCAGACUGGUGGAAGCACAGGUCGAUCCCAUGGAGCCGCCCAGGUUUAAAAUCAACAAAAAGAUACCUCGCGGACCGCCUUCUCCGCCCGCCCCAGUCCUGCAUAGUCCCACCAGAAGGGUCACAGUUAAAGAGCAAAAAGAGUGGAAGAUCCCACCUUGCAUAUCUAAUUGGAAGAACGCUAAGGGUUACACUGUUCCGCUAGACAAAAGAUUAGCGGCUGACGGGCGAGGUUUGCAACAGCAACACAUCAACGAGAACUUCGCCAAGUUGGCCGAAGCGUUGUACAUUGCUGACAGGAAAGCCAGGGAAGCCGUAGAAACUAGAGCCCAGUUGGAGAAGAAACUAGCACAAAAAGAGAAGGAGCAGAAGGAGGAGCACUUGAGGCAGCUGGCUCAGAAGGCGAGGGACGAGCGUGCUGGCAUCAAGGUUGCCAACCCGAAUCCCAGAGGCUACGACGAGGAGGAACAGGAGCGUGACAUGCUGAGGCAAGACAGACACAAGGAAAGAGCCAGGGAAAGGAACUUGGCUCGCGCCGCCCCCGACAAGAGGUCCAAACUGCAACGCGAACGUGAGAGGGACAUUUCCGAAAAGAUUGCUCUGGGAAUGCCCGCUCGUGGUGUUUCCUCCAACGAAACGCAGUUCGAUCAAAGACUGUUUGGCCAGGCUCAGGGCUUGGGGCACGGUUAUGGGGACGAUGAGGCGUACAACGUGUACGACAAGCCUUGGAGGGAAGGCGGGUCGAUGGCCAAUCACUUGUAUCGUCCUAGCAAGAAUAUAGAUAAGGAAGUUUAUGGUGGAGAAGAUCUUGAAAAGAUCGUGAAGACCAGUAGGUUCGUGCCGGAUAAGGAGUUCAGCGGGACGGACCGCACAGCUGGAAGAUCUGGACCAGUGCAGUUCGAGAAGGAGGAGGAUCCUUUUGGUCUGGAUCAGUUCUUGAGUCAGGCCAAAAGGGCAAGGGAGCCAGAGAAGAGAGACGACAGCAGGGAUAAGAGGAAGAGGAGAGAUUAAUUGAAUACAUGUUUUAAAAUCGUAAUUUUGGAUAUAUUUGUAUUUUACAUGUUUAAAUAAUUAAUGUAUCUAAUGGAAUACAUUUAAGUAAAUUAAAUUCAUUUAAAUAAUAA
Messenger RNA from Aethina tumida (small hive beetle), 1850 nucleotides. It is a transcript of the gene Bx42, whose product is annotated as puff-specific protein Bx42. The transcript has a single exon. Gene Ontology annotation, cellular component: spliceosomal complex. NCBI's taxonomy places the organism in Eukaryota, Metazoa, Arthropoda, Insecta, Coleoptera, Nitidulidae. Bases 130 to 1737 code for a protein of 535 amino acids. The record is from RefSeq and is a predicted model, not a curated record. Gene Ontology annotation, biological process: mRNA splicing, via spliceosome.